AUGACUUCUCUCUCGGUCUUUCCAUCACUCCCAUCGCUUCAAAACCCUAACCUCACUCAUCCCCACCUCUCCAAUUUCAUCUACUUCCCUUUCAAUUCCACGCUUUCUUUCGCUCCACUCUCUCGCCGUAAAUUCCUCUGCAAAGCGUUCAGGGAUUCCGGCGAGGACAUCAAAGCGGUCCUCAAGUCAGACGACGGAGGCGCUGGCGGAGACGGCGGUGGAGACGGUGGAGGUGACCGGGACGCGGAGAAAAAAGAAGGGCCUUUGCCGGAGUGGUUGAAUUUCACUUCUGAUGACGCCAAAACAGUGCUUGCGGCUAUCGCAAUUUCGCUUGCGUUUCGCACCUUCGUAGCGGAGCCUAGGUACAUUCCUUCGCUGUCCAUGUAUCCUACAUUUGAUGUUGGAGAUCGAAUUGUUGCUGAAAAGGUUUCUUACUAUUUUAGAAAACCCUGUGCAAGUGACAUAGUGAUAUUUAAAAGCCCUCCAGUGCUUCAAGAAGUUGGAUAUAGUGAUGACGAUGUUUUUAUAAAGCGUGUGGUUGCUAAGGAAGGUGAUACUGUGGAGGUCCGUAAAGGGCAUCUUAUAGUUAACGGGGUUGAGAGGAAUGAAGACUACAUUCUUGAACCUCCUGUAUACGAGAUGAAACCCACACGUGUGCCAGAAGACUACGUGUUUGUGAUGGGAGACAACCGCAACAACAGCUAUGAUUCUCAUGUUUGGGGUCCCCUGCCAUCGAAGAACAUCAUAGGUAGAUCAGUAUUUCGGUAUUGGCCACCAAAUAGAAUUGCUGGAACAGUUUCUAAGGAUAGUUGCAGUGUUGAAACCUCCCAGGAGAGUGCAGAGACUGCUCUACCUUCUCAAUGA
Molecule: messenger RNA, 864 nt
Organism: Sphenostylis stenocarpa
Lineage: Eukaryota; Viridiplantae; Streptophyta; Magnoliopsida; Fabales; Fabaceae
Source: the annotation of a GenBank genome assembly